Anoplopoma fimbria (sablefish) is the source of this 2719-nucleotide messenger RNA. RefSeq names its product monocarboxylate transporter 12-B-like. The transcript has 9 exons. NCBI's taxonomy places the organism in Eukaryota, Metazoa, Chordata, Actinopteri, Perciformes, Anoplopomatidae. The coding region runs from base 256 to 2193 and encodes 645 amino acids. The record is from RefSeq and is a predicted model, not a curated record. Gene Ontology annotation, molecular function: monocarboxylic acid transmembrane transporter activity. Gene Ontology annotation, biological process: transmembrane transport; monocarboxylic acid transport.
CUGGUUUGUGGGCUCAGUCGGGCUGCAGCAGAGGCCGCAGCAGGAGAAGCUCUGCAGAGGAGACAUGAAGCCGACUAGAAGCUGAUAGAGGAAGACGAGGAGGAGCAGAGAGGAGGAAGAUCUCCAGGUGACAGAACAAAGCUCAGCCAAUGAAAACGAGCCGCUCGUUCAGAGACCAAAGGAGAACGCUGAGGAGCGCUUGUAUCAGAGGGGCGGGGACACUGAAGUCAGGCUGGCUCCUGAUUGGCUGGAGCGAUGGCCGUCACCAAGGUGGAGAAGCUUGAGGGAGGCGGGAGGACGUCGGGGGUCACGACCCCACUGGAGGUCAUGACCCCACUGGAGGUCAUGACCCCAUCAGAGGUCAUGACCCCACUGGAGGUCACGACCCCACCGGAGGUCACGACCCCACCGGAGGUCAUGACCCCACCAGAGGUCAUGACCCCACCAGAGGUCACGACCCCACCGGAGGGAGGCUGGGGAUGGAUGAUCGUCGCCGGCUGCUUCCUGUCCACCAUCUGCAUCCGGGCCGUGACCAGAUGUGUCUCCAUGUUCUUUGUGGAGUUCCAGCUGCACUUUGGGAAGGAUUACUCCACCACCGCCUGGAUCCACAGUCUGAUCGACUGCACCACCAUGCUCUGUGCUCCUCUGGGAGGUUUCCUGGCCAACCGUCUCUCCUGCAGAGCGACGGUGAUGCUCGGAGGUCUUCUCUCCUCUGCCGGUCUGGUCCUCAGCUCCUUCGCCUCCAGUCUGGAGUUCCUCUACGUCUCUCUGGGCGUCGUCACAGGUCUGGGUUUUGCUCUCAGCUACACUCCGGCGAUAGCGAUGGUUGGGAGGUACUUCAGUGAGAGGAAAGCUCUGGCCUAUGGAGUCGCCAUGUCAGGCAGCGGUAUCGGGACCUUCGUUCUGGCUCCGGCCGUCCAGCUGCUCAUCGAGCGUUACUCGUGGAGAGGAGCUCUGCUCAUCCUGGGGGGGUUCGUUUCCAACCUGUGUGUGUGUGGAGCUCUGAUGAGGCCGCUGGAACCGAAAAGACGCCAACGGAUUCGCGAGAACAACAAGUCAAACCUGGAGAAAGACCACAAGACCACCGCGUCCAAAGACACCGAACUGAACACCCUGAUGGAGACUCGAGGGCUCCUCAUCUCCAACGGAGCGCUCGCCAACUUCAAACUUGAAAACGACAAACUAUCUCAGGGGAACAUGGCGCUGCUGCCGAGCUCGAGCCCGUCCAACCCGAGCUUAACGGACCGGAAGAUAGCUGAAUGCAUUUUAUUCAGCAACAAGCUAACGGAGACGAUGCUAGCGGGGAUCGAACGCUCCAACCCUGAUUUAGCAGAUGGAAGCACAGCGGAGGAGUCCAAGCUGGUGGAGAGAAUGAACUUUAAGAAUAGAGAGCUGAAGAUUAAAGACUCAGAACUCCUUGGAGCUCAUCUCGUGGAUAAAACGUCUCCUGCAGAACCUUCAGCGCUCACACAGACGUCCUCCAGAGGGCGCUGUUGUGGUCUGGAGUCCAGAGAGGAGUCCGGGUUCCUCCUGAUUCCGGACUUCCUCAUUCUGUCCGUGUCCUUCCUGUUCCUGGCGUACGGCUGCAGCGCUCCGGUGGUCUACCUGGUCCCGUACGCCCUCAGCGUUGGACUGGAGAGCCAGCGGGCCGCCUUCCUCAUGUCCAUAUUCGGAGUCAGUGGCAUCUUUGGAAACAUCACCUUCGGGUGGAUCACGGACAGGAAGUGUCUGAAGAGGUUCCGCAUGCUGAGCUACCUGGUGGCCAUCGGCAUGGAGGGGCUCUGCUGCAUGUUCCUCCACCUCCUCCGCUCCUUCUCCCUCCUCCUCCCGUUCUCCCUCCUCUACGGGUACUUCGACGGGGCGUACGUGGCGCUCAUCCCCGUGGUGACCUCCGACGUCGUGGGCUCCUACCACCUGACCUCCGCUCUGGGUGUGGUCUACUUCCUGCACGCCAUCCCCUACCUGAUAAGCCCGCCGAUAGGAGGCUGGUUGGUGGACAGGACGGGAGACUACGCGGCGACCUUCUCCCUCAGCGGGGCGUCCUUCAUGUUCAGCUCUCUCGUCCUCGCAGCCGCCAUGUUGGUCCGACACCUGCAGAAGUCUGCUGCACGCUCGAGUCCCGGUCGCUCUGCUGCUGCAGCUCAGCAGGGAUGUGAACCCACAACACUGCUGCUGUGUUCAGGCGCUGUUUAGACGCUGCUGGUGCGUUCAAAGAGUGUGAAGCUGAGACGUGACAGCCUAUCAGCGUUGAGAUUCUCCUCCUGACUUAGUCGCGUCAUAAAUGGAGGAAAUAACUAUUGUAGCCCUCUGUGUUCACCCAGAGCUCUACCUCAUAUACAUGUACAGAGACCAGACUUUACUCUGUGUAUAAAUAUAUGUAUAUAAACCACAAACAACGGUACAAAUAAUAAUGCUUUAUUUUUAAGCCAAGAUUAAGUUAUUCUUAGUGUUGAUGGAGCAGCUACAAUGUUAGCAUAGCCUAGCACUGAUCGAUCCAAACUCUGUUCAGAAAACAAGCAUUUUAAAGUUGAUUGCUUGUCGUCUUGCAGACACACCUGACAAAGAAUGAACUAAGAUCAGCAUCAUUUUUAUCCGAUAAAUGCAAAAAAAAUCACAGCAAAAUCUGUUUUUUUGGGUUCAUGCCACUUUAGUAAACCAGUAGUAUCAUACAACUUAUCUGAGACUCCACAACAUGUACAGAAAAGCAAUAAACGUCAUA